AUGUCCUCGUCUUCGCCACGCAUACACCCUGCUCCGGCAUACAACGGUGCUGCCCCCCGCCACCACCCGUAUGCCCACCCCCAGCACGCCGCCCACAGCCGUCAGCGUCGCUCCUCCCCUCCCCCUCCCCUUCCCGCCCGUGCCGCUCCUCCUUCCCCCGCUCGCAGCCGCGGCGAAGACUCGCCGCCUACGCAGGCCAAGUUUGACAACGGAGACAACUACUGGGACGAUGUGCCUCCGCCACCCGCAUCGCUCAAGAGCAUCCUCGACUCGUUCCGCCGCUCUGGCGAGGGUGACCGUGACCUGUUGCUCAGUAUUCUCGGUGCCAAGAAAUCCGAGGAGGAGCGUCUGACGGCUAUCAUCCAGACCCGUCUCACCAUCCUCCAGGCCCGUCUCAACGUCGCUGCCAUGCAGGCCCAGAACCCCUUCCCCGAGCAGCAGCAGUCACCCGCACCUCCUCCCGGCCCCAAGCGCACGCCGUCCCUCACCGACUCGCAGGCGUCCGUCGACUCGCCCCCACCGCACCACCAUAACUUUCCGCGUUGGGCCUAUGACAGUAGCGACCGCGAGCCACGUGAGCCGCGUGAGCGGGACGUUAGGGAACGCGAGCGCGCUCGCGACCCCCGUGAUCACCGUGACCUCCGCGAGCCCAGCCGCGACGAACGGAUCCACCUCGCCCCGCUCGCCCCGCCCGUAGGCUACCCUUCUGAGCGUGAACGCGAACGCGAACGCGAGCGUGACCCCCGUGAGGCCCACCGCCUGGCUCCCCUCCGCGAGGAGCACGCGGUCCGUAAGCGCUCCCACUCGUCCACGUCCGACUCGAGUCGUCCGGCCCCCGGGUUGGAUAUGCUGCUGGAGGGUGUUCGUGAGGCCGAGCGCAAGGAGCGCGUUUAG
This is a messenger RNA of Apiotrichum porosum, 894 nucleotides long. RefSeq lists its product as uncharacterized. The coding region runs from base 1 to 894 and encodes 297 amino acids. The record is from RefSeq and is a predicted model, not a curated record. The transcript has 3 exons. NCBI's taxonomy places the organism in Eukaryota, Fungi, Basidiomycota, Tremellomycetes, Trichosporonales, Trichosporonaceae.